Molecule: messenger RNA, 1570 nt
Organism: Triticum urartu
Lineage: Eukaryota; Viridiplantae; Streptophyta; Magnoliopsida; Poales; Poaceae
Product: Remorin family protein
Source: RefSeq, a predicted model, not a curated record
ACUACCUCAGGCUCACAGACGCUACUCGUCUGAAGCAGUUGAAGCUCCGUGCGGAGCUCAGCUCACAGAACAGAAGCACACCAAGUCACCAAACAAACAGCGGCUGGAGGAGGAGGAAGCAGCGACCCAUUUGAGCCCACAUCCAGUGACCCACUCCGCGCCUCCACCUAGAGGAGACCUCAGAGUUUGUGAGGUCCUCCUUCCCCAUGGCGGCCAUGGCCAGGAGCAACAGCAGCAAUGGCCACGGCUACCACCACGAGGCGUCCACCACUUCCUCCUCCUCUUCCUCCACGUCGUUGGCUCGGGGGCGGAGAUCACUGGAGCAGCAGGUCCCCGGGACACCGGGGCGGCCGUUGCUGUUCCUCACCUCAUCCUCCUCGAGCCCGGCCCACCCCCAGCUCGUCUCCUCGAGGAGGUCAGUACCUUCCAAGUGGGAGGACGCGGAGAAGUGGCUGACGCAGUCGUCCGACCACCGCGGCCAUCACCAUGGCAAGGCGGCCUCCAAGCAGCACCACAUUGGAGGACCGGUGCCGGCAACGGCGAGGAGGACCUCACUAGACGCCAAUGCGCUUGCUUUGUACACACUACCUGCAGAGGUGCUCCUCAAAGACAAGUACACCGACAACGUGGAGCCGUCCAAAGAGAGCUUCGUGUUCCGGAGCUCCUACUGCGAGCCGGCCAAGAAUGGCGCUGCGGCGGUGACCUGCGGAGAUGAUGACUUCCACCGGAGGGACGUCGGCACGGAGAUGACGCCCCUGGGGAGCUCCCCGACCUCACGGUGCCACACGCCGGUCAAAAGCACCUCCCCGGCAAGGCACAACACGCCGACGGGCCGGUCGGGGCCCCUUGUGCCGUACAACAGCGGCAGUGGCAUGGACAUCUCGGAGCUGACGGACUGCCAUUUCGCCAAGCUGGACCUGGGCGCGCAGUUCGAUUCCAUGCUCGUCAACUGGAGCUCCAAGGAGGAGGAGGAAGAGGAGGUGUCCAAGAGCCUCAGGCACUUCGAGGCCAGCGCCGGCGACGGCGGCAGAGCCUGCGAUAAGCGGGUUGCCGCCGUCACCGAGUGCCGGUGGGAAGACGAUGAGAGAGCCAAGAGUUGCAUAAGGUAUCAGAGGGAAGAGGCAAAGAUUCAGGCCUGGAUUAACCUGGAGAGUGCCAAAGCUGAAGCACAAUCCAGAAAGCUAGAGGUGAAGAUUCAGAAGAUGCGAUCGAACCUGGAGGAGAAGCUGAUGAAGAGGAUGACGAGCGUGCACAGGCGCGGCGAGGAGUGGCGCGCGGCGGCGCAGGCGCAGCACCUGCAGCAGCUCCGGCGCGCCACCACGGAGCACCAGGCCCGGCGGGUGAAGACGAUCAGCCACCACCUCUCCGGGACCGGGAGCAAUGCGUCCUGCGGCUGCUUCCCCUGCAACAGUGACAACAUCAUCAGCGGCAACCUCCUCAACUAUUAGUUACUGUAGGUUAAUUACUGGAGUGCUGCCUAGUUUGACAUCACCAUGUUCCACCUCUCCGAUUAACGUUCUUCUUUCUCACGAUCAAGUUAUCACAGCUCUCCGAUUAACGGUCGAGAUAA